GCCAUGCCUGUCCUUUCACCCACCACAGGUCUACAUGAGAUGCUGGCACUGCUCACGUCACAGCUUCUCCCUGGUGCCAACCACAAAGAAGAUCUGGUGUUCCUCCGGGAGGUUUUCAGUGAAAGGAGUCUUGGAUACCUGAUGAGAAUCCAUGAGCGUCUGAGGCAGUAUGAGCAGCAGGGUCCGACUCCCGUGCUUCACAGCGCCGCCUUCCUAGCAGAGGACGUGGCUGAAGAGCUGCAGAGUGGGCAAAUGGAAGCAGAUGAAAAGGAGCUGUUCAUGCUUCUGACCACCCCUCAUGUGAAGGCUGUGCUAACAGUGCACGACACAGUAGCACAGAAGAACUUUGACCCUGUUCUACCCCCACUGCCUGAUGAUUUGGAUGAUGAGCUGGAGGAGGAUUCAGUCAAAAUUGUUCGUCUGGUGAAGAGCAAGGAGCCUCUGGGGGCAACCAUCCGCAGGAACGAAGUCACUGGUGCAGUGGUGAUCGCUAGGAUCAUGAAGGGUGGGGCUGCUGACCGCAGUGGGUUGGUUCAUGUGGGUGAUGAGCUGAGGGAAAUCAACGGACACCUGAUCAUCCACAAAAAGCCUAACGAGAUUAGUCAGAUGCUGUCUCAGUCUCAGGGCUCUAUAACUCUGAAGAUCAUCCCGGCAAUCAAUGAGGAGGACAGACACAAGGAGAGUACGGUCUUCUUAAGGGCACUUUUCGACUACACCCCAUUUGACGACAAGGCCACACCCUGCCAGGAGGCAGGACUUCCAUUCCAGCGAGGUGACAUCCUGCAGGUGGUGAGUCAGGACGACCCCACAUGGUGGCAGGCCAAACGCGUCGGUGAUAGCAACCUGCGCGCUGGCCUUAUCCCCUCCAAAAACUUCCAGCAGAGGCGGUUGGCACACAGGAUGAAAACGGGCACUUAUCAGAGUCUUAAGUCACCAAAUGCUCAACACUAUGACCAGGCUUGUGAUGAAGAGAAUUGUUACUGUGAGGGCAGUGGACAGCACACAGUUUCUCCAAAGAGUAAGGCGGUUGCACCCACCUGUAGCCAAGCCUUCUCCUGGGAGUUCUACUCAGCAAGUCUAAGGAGAAGUCUACGUUUGAAUCGCAAACAAAGGCAAAGCUCCCCUGGUAGCUCUCGUCAGGAAGAGUCUGGAGAAACUGAGCCGCUGGUCUAUGAAGAAGUAAUGCUUUAUCAGCAGCCUUCAGACAAACCCAGACUGGUGGUGUUAAUAGGAUCUCUGGGUGCUCGGAUCAAUGAACUGAAACAAAGGGUGGUUGCUGAGAACCCUUAUCGCUAUGGAGUUGCUGUGCCACACACCACUCGAUCCAGGAAGAGCCACGAAAAAGAGGGCAUCGAGUACCACUUUAUCUCCAAACAGACCUUUGAGGCAGACAUCCAGAGUAACAAGUUUAUUGAGCAUGGAGAAUAUAAUGAUAACCAGUACGGGACAAGCCUGGAGUCUAUUCGGAGUGUACUGGUCAGAAACAAGAUGUGUCUGGUUGAUGUUCAGCCUGAGGCUUUAAACAUUCUUCGAACUGCAGAGUUUAGACCAUUUGUGAUCUUUGUCAAGCCUUACAUCUCUGAGAGUCACCUGCAUCUCAGCAUCGCAAUGUCUUCCACAGGAGUCGACAAUGGGUACCACACGGAGGAAGAAAUCCAGAUGAUGUACAAUUCAGCAAAACAGCUGGAGCAACAGUACGGCCACCUGGUGGACAGAGUCCUCCUGAAAGAGGACAUUACCAGUGCCUGUUUGGAGCUCAGACACAUACUUGAACAACUGGAGAGAGAACCACAAUGGGUGCCAGUUAGCUGGGUCAGAACCUGACCCCUCACUUAGUCUCUGACCGGAUACUGAGAGACUGUCAGCUUCUGUUUUAAUCAUAAAAGUGCUUCUAAGUGCAUUGUAGCUGUGAUUGUGAAGGCUUUUGGUUCACAAGACCUGCAUGAAUCAAAGUCAGUACAACUCGGCUGUUUCAGGCAGGAUAAGAUGGACAACAAAA
Trichomycterus rosablanca is the source of this 1999-nucleotide messenger RNA. It is a transcript of the gene mpp3b, whose product is annotated as MAGUK p55 scaffold protein 3b. The transcript has 19 exons. Gene Ontology annotation, molecular function: protein binding. The record is from RefSeq and is a predicted model, not a curated record. NCBI's taxonomy places the organism in Eukaryota, Metazoa, Chordata, Actinopteri, Siluriformes, Trichomycteridae. Bases 4 to 1824 code for a protein of 606 amino acids. Gene Ontology annotation, cellular component: cell-cell junction; plasma membrane.